Nothoprocta perdicaria is the source of this 4793-nucleotide messenger RNA. RefSeq names its product dopa decarboxylase (gene DDC). Gene Ontology annotation, biological process: catecholamine metabolic process; serotonin biosynthetic process; amino acid metabolic process. The record is from RefSeq and is a predicted model, not a curated record. The coding region runs from base 136 to 1611 and encodes 491 amino acids. Gene Ontology annotation, molecular function: aromatic-L-amino-acid decarboxylase activity; pyridoxal phosphate binding. NCBI's taxonomy places the organism in Eukaryota, Metazoa, Chordata, Aves, Tinamiformes, Tinamidae. The transcript has 14 exons.
UGUUUGUUGCCAUCUCCUUCUCUUAGGAUGAGAGUGCGAGGAAAUUAGGGAAGAUAAUCGUUUCCAAAGUAGCUGGGAAAGGAGAGAAAUCAGCAAGCAGGUCUUUUCAGACACUAACUCCUACCUCCCAGACCCAUGGAUGCCGCAGAGUUCCGCAAAAGAGGGAAGGAGAUGGUGGACUAUGUUGCCGAUUACCUGGAAAAGAUAGAUAAACGACAGGUCUUCCCAGAUGUGGAACCAGGAUAUCUGAGGCCGCUCAUUCCAGAUUGUGCACCGCAGGAUCCUGAGAGCUUUGAGGAUGUCUUUAAAGACAUUGAGAAGAUCAUUAUGCCAGGGGUGACUCACUGGCACAGUCCAUACUUCUUUGCCUACUUCCCUGCAGCCAGUUCUUUCCCAGCUCUUCUUGCAGAUAUACUGUGUGGUGGAAUAGGAUGUGUUGGCUUCUCAUGGGCUGCAAGUCCAGCUUGCACAGAGCUGGAGACCGUCGUGCUGGAUUGGCUAGGGAAGAUGAUUAAUUUGCCUGAAGAGUUUUUAGCUGGGAAGGAUGGACAAGGUGGAGGCGUCAUUCAGGGAAGUGCCAGUGAAGCCACACUGGUUUCACUGCUUGCUGCAAGAACAAAAACUAUUAGAAGGGUGCAAUCAGAAAAGCCUGAGGUAACAGAAGCAGAAAUCAUGGGCAGGCUGGUGGCCUAUGCUUCGGAUCAGGCCCAUUCGUCUGUGGAAAGGGCUGCAUUAAUCAGUGGUGUGAAGAUAAAAAGUGUUCCUUCGGAUGAAAGAUUUACUGUUUGUGGUUCAGCUCUAAAGAAAGUUUUGGAGGAAGACAAAGCUGCUGGUCUUAUCCCAUUCUUUUUUUGUGCAACACUUGGAACCACCCCGUGCUGCUCCUUUGACAAACUGUUAGAACUGGGUCCUCUUUGUAAUAGAGAAAAUAUCUGGAUGCAUAUUGAUGCAGCCUAUGCUGGGAGUGCAUUCAUCUGCCCUGAAUUCAGGCAUCUUUUAAAUGGAGUGGAGUUUGCAGAUUCAUUUAACUUUAAUCCUCACAAAUGGCUUCUAGUGAAUUUUGACUGCUCUGCAAUGUGGGUGAAAAAAAGAUCGGAUUUAAUAGGUGCUUUUAAAUUGGAACCUCUUUACCUGCAGCAUCACCAUCAGGAGUCUGGUCUUGUAACAGAUUACCGGCACUGGCAAAUCCCCCUGGGGAGGCGGUUCCGCUCGCUGAAGCUCUGGUUCGUGCUGAGGAUGUACGGGGUGACGGGGCUGCAGGAGCACAUCCGCAAGCACGUGAGGCUGUCCCACCAGUUUGAACGCUUGGUGCUUCAGGACGAACGAUUUGAGAUCUGUGCCGAGGUCAUCCUGGGACUCGUCUGUUUCCGGCUAAAGGGCUCCAACGAACUAAACAAGGCACUUCUAAAGACCAUAAACGACGCCAAGAAGAUUCAUCUGGUCCCGUGCCACCUGCGAGAAAAGUUUGUGCUGCGCUUUGCUAUUUGCUCCCGCACGGUGGAAUGCGCCCACGUGCAGUUCGCCUGGCAGCACAUCUCACAGCUGGCAACGGAGCUCCUAGAAACAUGGGAGCCAAACCAGCAGCAGCAGCAGGAGCAGGAGCAGUGCUGAAAGAGCAGCGGGCAGGAGGGAAUCAACUGGCUUGCUCUGUGUCGCCAAGUUCUGUUUUAGGGGCAGGUGGGAAAUUCAAAUUACGCGAGGAGAAAAUCCCUAAGUGUUGUCCUAUAGCCCAGCUGUAUUAGCACAUUGCCCUAUAGCCCAGCUCAUUGCCAGCAAGUUGUGUUGUGACCUCUGCCAUCACUCUGCGCUCUGUGAUUUCACCCUGGCUCUUUGGGGUUGGACGUAGCCGAAGGUGCUGGAGCGGUGCUCUCCUUCCUCUGUAAUCCCAAGCGCUUACGGAGGCAGCACAUUGUCCCCAUAAACCCCUGGCACAUCCACACCCUCUUCCCAGAUGAAACCAUGAGGAGACAUAACUAAUUAAUAAACACCAGGAUGACCUCAUAAAAUUCAGACUAUAGGGAGCUCCGUAGUCCAGUUGUAGUGCUGCUUGGGCCUAGCUAAACCGGCUAGACAAACGCUGACCCAGCCCGGGCACUGCCCUGUCACGACGCACUUGCCACAGUAGUUUGGCAAGAGGAGUUAAGCCCUUGGGGACUUCUCUCCCUCGAGAUCCAAACCAGGGGUGCGUGGGCACCACGUGGGCGCCGGCAGCGCUCUCGGCAGGUUCGCUGCUCCCCCGUCAAGGGUUUGCUUUCAAAGAGCCGUUUUCAGAAGCCUCAGCGAGCGGUUUGCACGGCUGCCUACGCGUGUUCACUCUGAGCGCUCCUAACAGUGCCUCUUACACGCUCCUUGCCAGGGGGUUGUGUCAAAACCGAUGCGCUACCUGGUCUUCCCUGUUACUAAUCGGGCUACUAUAAGCAGUAAUUACUUGAAAAAUAAUUUGAAAAAUAUCUUUUGAGGAAUGGAGCACCAUGAUUUUUAUGGCUACUGUGGUAUUUAUUUCAGUGUGUGUGUGUACACAGAGUGAUUGCAAAAAUGAUGCUUUUGGUUUCUCAAAUUAGUUUAAAAGUGAAGAACAGGCCCCAAAAUAUACUUUGGUAAUCUCAUCAGUGUUUUUGUUCCAUCAACAAGUAAGUCUGAAAUAUAAAUGUAAUGAAAAAAAAGCAGUCUUCACAAAGUAAAGUAAUAUGCAGUGACACCACUACAUAAAUUCCAAAGAUAGUUCUACAUAUUCCCAAAAGAUUAUCUGCAGGAUUUAUUGCUAUGUUUUAUUUGUCUUAAUCUUUCCCUUUUGUUGUUCUUUUCAUUGAACAACUUUAUACUGAACAACUUCCCAAACUGCUGAGUUUCCUUCCUCUAUGCCAUGCAAGGUGCCUCCUACAUCCAUGAAGUUACGUGGGUGCCUCAGGUCAGUUAGCUGGGCACCGAGUCUGCUUCUAUCCAGAAGGGAUGAUGGAAGCACCCUGUGGACCAGGUAGAUUUUUUUCUGAGCUAGGAGUAGAUUUCUAUUUCAUUAAAGAGCUGAUUUCAUGUUUAGCAGAUGAAGCAAACUAAAACAAAUGAAUCCUGCAGAAACAAGUAAUAUUCCAGCAGGUGAGGGAGCCAUUCCCCAAGAUACUGCUCUCAGCUACAUGAUCAGAUAUGCUGAUAACAUUGUUAUCUUUAGCAGAACUGAUUUGAAAUCAAGGCUUCCUGUGAUAGCGCAGUACAAUAAAUUUGAGCUGAACAGAACUGAAAAGGCUGGUAGCUAUUUUUGUUAUUUCUCUUAUUUUUAAAGCAGCAGUAGUCUUCUCUCAUGACUUGGGAAACAAAAUUCAUUCAUAGCAAAUACAGUCCAUACUGGCAUAAUUUUUAUAGCUUUCCCAUUAUGAAAACUUGAGAAUCCUGGAGUUGGAGAAGAACUCCACCUUCUGUAGGAGCCAGGACAAUAUUUUGAUAUUUCAUCUGUGAAGUAUGUGAACAAUGAGGAAAAAAAAAAAAAAGAGAUGAGAUUCUGACCAAAGCUAUGCAAGAGUAAAUCCGGGCUAAUUCCCCUGAAAUUAAACAGAGUUGCUUUGGGUUAUGUGACUGUUCAACGUGCAAUUGAAAUUAAAACCUGACUAAGAGGAAUUGGAAAUGAAGUGCAUAAUGUCAAACAACACGACGCUGAACAUAAGAGGUCCUCAGCAGAGAUCCCUUCCUGCCCGUGGAAGACCCGGAGCGCCGCAGGAAGUGGGACGUGCUCAGGACAUGCAGCCAAGGCCAGGCACGGGGAAACAGCCCGGACGGGUGGCCAAGAUGCCGUGAGACCUCCCGUGGGAAACGGGCACCAAAGCAACAGCCACUGAGCCUUCGUUGGCACUCAGGAUGUCAGCUCCUUGUCCGGACACCAAAGGUCCUUCUGGCAGAGAACAGAGUGUAACGGUUGGGUUAAAACAUGGUGAAUAAAGUUGUUUAUUUAUAAAGAAGGGAUUUAAGCAUAACUUUAGCCAGGAGUGGUGAGAACACCCAUGGAAUUACAUUUCCCCAUAGCUGGCACAAUACAGAAAUCUAAAUUUCAUAGUUGCAUUUAUUUUUUCCCUGAAAUCCUGGGAUGAUCUGAAUCUGUAAUCAAUGAAGGUGUAUUUAGCAGUCUCUCAUGUUCUCUUUUCCCAAGACAUCUUAAAAAAAAAAUCUGGGCUAUAUCAUCAACUCGAACAAAAGUGUUGAAAAUAGCGUUUUUGAAAGAAAAAGCCUAAGCGGUGUUUCUGUUCCGUAGCUCUGCAAUGUAUCUCUAAGUGAAAUUACUUCUGGUGGUGAACGCUGUAUUUAUGAAUAGUUAAUAUGUCGACCUGGAUUUAUUGUGCCUUGUGUCUGUGCUGAUUAAUACUGUUUGAUGUUAAUUAUGAAAUCUUGGAAUUGCACUUUAGUAGUAUAUCCAGAUCUCAAAUAAGACAGUGCAGCUACUAGACAAGGAAUGGGGAAAAAAGCAAUUUUUUCAGUAACCGUACAGAGUUUUAUUUUAAACUAGUACAAUGCUAGUACAAUAUUUACAUUCUUAUUAAUAAUGACAGAUUAUAUUUUAUUACUGAUUAUAAAAUAUUGAAAAGAUACGUAUUUAUCAAUUUAUUGCCAACAUAUUCCGCACUGCGUUAUAAUUAUUAAAUUUCUAAUUUAUUUUUGCCUUCACAAAAAAAGCUUCUGUUAAAGGAUGAUUUUAUCUGUUGCCAGCUGCAGUAUGAUAUGAUGAUGAGUAGCACUCACGUUGCCACUGCCUUAACUGUGGUCUGAACCUUUAGACUAUACGUACACUUGAACUGCUCAAAGGCAGGAGC